AUUCUGCAGUGCGGUUCUCUUCUUCACACGCAACAUGGAUGUGAGAGUGAUCUUAGUGGCAGUUCUGGUAACGGUGACUAUCUACGGAUCUGUUUCAGACGCCAAGCCUAUCAGCCUGGUCGAGAGGUGUUGGUGCCGUUCUACAGUCAGCACAAUCCCACAGAGAAACAUCCGUGAACUAAAGUUCGUCCACACACCCAACUGUCCUUUCCAAGUCAUUGCCAAACUGAAGAGCAAUAAAGAGGUGUGCCUCAAUCCGGAGACAAAAUGGCUACAGCAGUACCUUGACAAAGCCCUUGAAAAAAUGAAGAAGGCCAAGCAACAGGGCAACUAAGGAAGCAGCUGGAUGGCAAGCCCAUUUGUGAGCCACCACCACAGAUAUGUACCUGUACCAUAUACUGCUCUGGCAUGCUUGCUGAACCAGCACUUAACCUGCAAACCUUGCUUGCCUCUCAAUGAUUCGCCACGUCAUCAUCACCACGUCUGCCGCCGCUAUAGGCACCUCCUGUGUUAGCACAAUGUGCAAUUAUAUAUAUGUAUGAGUGUGUUUUUAUACGUAUGAGAUGUAUAUAAAAUGUUUUUUUAUAUCAACGUUAAACAGUAAAGAGAUAUUUUUGGAGUUGUGUUUGCUCCUUGCCUGUCUGUUACAGAGUUAGGUAGACCUGAAUGUAGUACUGAUGAUUUUGGAGCAAACAUCCGAAACUCUGCAAACUUACAGUAUUCUUACACUAUAUCAUACAAUAGGAAAUAGUAAAGUAGGAAUCACACACUGGUGCAGAGCUGAGUCCCAAUGGCAGAAUACCUGACAGGAGAACAAAUAGGAAGGGAGUCAACUUUCUCCACUCAUUUAAUAAUCAUAUUUAAUUAACCCAUAUCUUUAAAAAAAAAUGUAACACUGCAUAUUGCAUGUGAAUGUAAUAUUACAUGUAUAUAUACACGAAAA
Ictalurus punctatus (channel catfish) is the source of this 943-nucleotide messenger RNA. It is a transcript of the gene cxcl12a, whose product is annotated as chemokine (C-X-C motif) ligand 12a (stromal cell-derived factor 1). Bases 35 to 334 code for a protein of 99 amino acids. Gene Ontology annotation, molecular function: chemokine activity; chemoattractant activity. Lineage: Eukaryota; Metazoa; Chordata; Actinopteri; Siluriformes; Ictaluridae. The record is from RefSeq and is marked provisional. Gene Ontology annotation, biological process: defense response; positive regulation of cell migration; immune response. Gene Ontology annotation, cellular component: extracellular region. The transcript is spliced from 4 exons.